Bactrocera neohumeralis is the source of this 1334-nucleotide messenger RNA. RefSeq names its product protein rolling stone-like. Gene Ontology annotation, cellular component: membrane. NCBI's taxonomy places the organism in Eukaryota, Metazoa, Arthropoda, Insecta, Diptera, Tephritidae. The transcript has 5 exons. Bases 403 to 1263 code for a protein of 286 amino acids. The record is from RefSeq and is a predicted model, not a curated record.
GGAACAUUACACCAGCAUGUCACAAACAAAAAUUUAAAUAUUAUGAUCCAACGAAAACAUUUUCUAUAACAGUACAUUCAACUCCUUUAGGAAGUAGCUACAAAAAAAGCAUAACUGUUAAAUACUUAUGUACAUAUGUAUGUGUUACUAUAUGAUUGUCAUAUAAUAAUUGACUCGAGUUUUUGUAUUUAUUUUUUUUUUCAAUAAACAAAAUUUAUUUCGCUUUUUGUCCAUCGAACUGCAACAAAAUUUUACGCUUAUGACUUUGGCAAAACGGAAAUAAUAUUAUCAAGAAGUUUGUGCAAAGAAACAAAAAACACAGAAAAAGUCAAAUAACUAAAAAAUAAUAUAUUUAAUAAACAAGCGAUUGCAACAAAAAGGCAGCAUUUUGGCCGGCUGUAAAUGGAUGUACAAGUGCAAAUAAGUGAAAGCGGUUCACAGUGCAGCAGGUGCUGCUGUUGGUACUGUUGGCGGCGAAACGGUGACGAGCCAGUAAACAGUUUUUUCAAAUCACAAUGGCAGAAGAGUGAGUGGUCCAUACUAUUCUUGAUAUACCGCUGGUGCUUUGCCACCUGGUUGGCGGUCACUAUGGGUUUGAGCUUGGAGCUGUUUUUCUUCGAUGGCAAAUGGUUUAUUUACUUCACCAAUUGGGGUUACUCGCUCUGUACAUUUGUCGCGCUACUCAGCGCCAUACUAGUUACGGUCUACUGUUUCACUGCGCCAAAAACACCUUGCCCACGCUGGAUCGUGAAAUUAUACUGGCAUCUGCAUAUAUCCGCAUUUGUAUGUGCUAUCGGUCUAUCAUUUCUUUAUUGGGCUUUUAUAUAUCCAUUUUCGAAUUUUAAAGUCCCCGAAGGCAUACAUCGCAUCGAAAUCAUACGGUUGUAUCGGUACUUCUUCGAUGGACCCGAUAAUCACAGUUGUCUUGCCUACUUCCACAACAUCAAUUCGCAUGCAAUCAACUCGGUUUUAAUGAUUAUCGACCAAGUUGUGGUGGCAUUUCCCACCCGUAUAAUACACUUUGUCUAUCCAGCGCUCAUUGUCAUCGCAUAUUUAGUAUUUUCGAUAGUAUAUUUUCUGAUAGGCGGCGAAAAUGUCAUAGGUAAACCAUAUAUAUACAGAAUACUUAAUUGGGGCGAAUAUCCCGUGUCUUCCGCAUUAGUCGCUUGUAGCGGUUUGCUACUUGUGGUGCCAAUGUGUGUUUUGGCAUUUCUUAUUUACAAAUUACGUGUGUGGGUGAGUUCCAGCAAAUAUCUAUCGUAAAACUUAAUAUUGGAAACCAAGAAAAAAAAUUAAAUUAAAUUAAGUAAUAUGAAUGCUCUUUACAUGAAAAA